AUGUUACCACCAAUAUCCUUCCCGCAAAAGAGUAAGCGACGCCUGCCUCGACGAGUGAACUGGGACGCACUGUGCAAAUACGCUUCAUUCAAAAACUCAGACUCGCCGUGCAGGCUGCCGGACCAGAGUGCAAUUGGCGGAGUGCAUCUUGUCCGCUUACUUACCUUCGGAGACACCCAGUGGAUCGCUAGAGUCCAACUUGAACCGUCAACCCCAGCAACAACAAGCCUUCUCAGCGCUGAUAUUAAUGUAAUGGAGGUUGUUCGAGCUCGAACAAACAUCCGCGUUCCCGAAAUUUAUCGAUACGAGCCCAGCAACGAGAAUAGCGUUGAUGCCGCGUUUUUUCUCAUGGAGAUUUUGCCCGGUGAAAAGAGAGAGGCCUUCUUUAAGAAGGUCGCGAGUAUACAGGUCCAGCUAUCCCCAGUCCGGCUUCCCAAAAUCGGUUCCCUCAUCCGGCGAGACGAUAAAUCCUUCGACGUCGGACCCCUUCCAGUGCUCGGAGGCCCAUUCUCAACAGCGACGGAAUUCUACCUGGCAUGGGCAAAACACGCAAGAUUCCCUACCAACGACAAGGAGAUUCGAAAAUCCAUGCAAUCCGGGCCAGGAGACGAGACUCUAAGCUCAAUACACAACUUCCCACGCAGCGUACGAGACCUAGCCGGCAAGAGAUCAGCAUGCGAUACCGGGCCUUUCCCACUGUAUCAUCCAGAUUUCCACCACAGCAACAUCAUCGUCGACGACUCUUUCGCGGUCCUUGGUGUCAUCGACUGGGAAGGCGGCUGUGCUGUACCCUGGGGCCCGGAUAAUUACGACGCAGGCGGGAAGCACCGCGAUCCCGAUGCCAUAAGACGCUUGAGUGAACGGGUCCAGUAUGCUCGGUUUGUCCAGGAGAUGGAAAGCGAGCUGGGGGUGGACGAGAGGUUAUCCCGGCUGAUGGACUCCGAGAUCCAGGGCCUUGCGCAAGCGAUGAAAGUGUAUCAUGACCCAGGGAAGUUGGGGUUCUACUGUGAUGUCCGAAGGCCAUUUCGCAAAUAG
Molecule: messenger RNA, 1035 nt
Organism: Aspergillus mulundensis
Lineage: Eukaryota; Fungi; Ascomycota; Eurotiomycetes; Eurotiales; Aspergillaceae
Exons: 4
Coding region: 1-1035 (344 amino acids)
Source: RefSeq, a predicted model, not a curated record